Messenger RNA from Cajanus cajan (pigeon pea), 2040 nucleotides. The record is from RefSeq and is a predicted model, not a curated record. NCBI's taxonomy places the organism in Eukaryota, Viridiplantae, Streptophyta, Magnoliopsida, Fabales, Fabaceae.
AUUUGCAAUUAGUGAAGUUUGGAGAUAGAUAAACAGAUGAUAGAAAGAGACCCUUGUGAGAGAGUUUUCCUUUGUUGCAUUCUUCACUCUUUGUUAAUUUGUUAGGUCUCUAUCGGUUGUGGGUAGAGGUGGCAGUAGAGAGACUCAUUUCCUUUCCUUUUUCUUUCUUCUUGGUCUGCCAUUUUUCCGCUCACAAGGCUUCCCCACCAAUUCAGCUCACCCUGACAGUGAUCACAAAUUCUAUUCUUUGCGAGAAAACAAAGAGAUCCAUCUAAUAGAGUAAGAGAAGAAGAAGAACAACAGCUAUAUAUCAUUCAUUUGUUCUUUCAAUUCUUUCCCUUCUUAUUUAACCUUUUCCACUACUUCUUCCACUCUCCAUCCUCACCUUUCUUCUGCCUCUUUCUUUCUCACCCUUUUUCCAAAGGGAUCCACUUCAAAAACCACGUGUCACGUUGCUUCUGUUCUAUGUUUAUGAGUAACUUCUGAGUUUCUUCAUUCUCUUUUCUUGUUGCAUUGAAUAUCUGUGUCUGAUUCGGUCAAGUUGAGAGAGAUAUAUCAUAUAUAUAUAUAUAUAUAUAUAUAUAUAUAUAUACCAGCUUAGUUAACUUAACUUUCAUAUCAUAUCUCAUGUCAAAGGCCAAUUCAUUUUUCUGACUGCACCACCUUGAUCUGUGGCUUCCAAGACAAAAAGGACUCAAAAGAGAGAGGGAAAAUAUGAAUAAUUUUUCCCAUGUUCCCCCCGGUUUUAGGUUCCACCCCACUGAUGAAGAACUUGUUGAUUACUACCUAAGGAAGAAAGUUACCUCAAGGAGGAUUGACCUCGAUGUCAUAAAAGAUGUUGACCUCUAUAAAAUUGAGCCAUGGGAUCUUCAAGAGCUUUGCAGAAUAGGAACAGAAGAGCAAAAUGAAUGGUACUUCUUUAGCCAUAAAGAUAAGAAGUAUCCUACUGGAACUCGCACAAAUAGAGCAACAGCAGCAGGGUUUUGGAAAGCAACUGGAAGAGACAAAGCAAUCUAUUCAAAGCAUGACUUGAUAGGGAUGAGGAAAACCCUAGUCUUUUAUAAAGGUCGAGCCCCCAAUGGACAAAAAUCAGAUUGGAUCAUGCACGAGUAUCGACUUGAAACAGAUGAAAAUGGCACUCCACAGGAAGAAGGAUGGGUUGUGUGUAGAGUAUUCAAAAAGAGACUAACAACCAUGCGUAAAUUGAGUGAGCAUGAUUCUCCCUGUUGGUAUGAUGACCAAGUCUCUUUCAUGCAAGACUUGGACUCACCAAAGCAAACCUCUCAACCUAAUUUGCCCUACCAGUUACCAUAUCCUUGCAAGAAAGAGUUAGAUUUGCAAUACCAUUUACCUCUCUCCCAGCUUCCAUUGGAGAACCAAAAAUUACUUCAAUCAAUGACACCAUAUGGUAUAGAUCAAGAAAACCAUGCUAUGAUCAUGCAUCAAGUUCAACACUCUGGUCAACAAAAUUUUCAGGCAGUGUUUGGAAACAGUUCCAAUGAGCAAGUGGCUGAUUGGAGAGCUCUAGACAAGUAUGUUGCUUCACAGCUUAGUCAAGAAGAUGCAUCCAAAGACAAUAGUUACUCAAACACAGGCAACAUCUUUCAUGUGAAGAACAACAGCAAUGUUGAACAGUUGAGGGACUUGGACAAGGAAGAAAUGAUGCCUGAAAACGCCUCAACAUCAAACUCAAGCUGUCCAAUUGACAUGUGGAAAUAGUGGCUUCAUUUUGGGUUUAUACUAAUAAUAGGGAUACUUAAUUAGAUAAUAUUGAAAUAAUGAAAAUACAGUAUAAUUUCUUGUACAUAAUAAAUGAAAUCAACAUGACAUUAAAUCUAGUGCAUGUGAAGGCUUCACUUCUAGCUAGCGACUAGCUGGCAUUAUAAGUUAAAACAUGUUGAAGUAGCCAAAUAAUUAGUAUAAAGUGAUCUUUUAGUUAUUGUGUGGUUUAAAGUGAUGGGCUCUAGCUACUACUCCAGCUGUUCUAUGUUUGUAUGUCACAUUCAAAUUAAUUAGUUAUAGAAUAAAUAAUUCUUUAUC